AUGGAUGCCCAACCUACUCAAAACCUAGAAGACAAUAACGUACCGGGAUCUUUUCCUGAGCCUGUAGUUCUGGACAGAUAUGUCCUAAAUGUUGAUGAACCGGCAACGCAUAAGCCUACUGAUGCGGAAUUCUACAUUUCCGACUCUGCUGGCAAGCUCAGGCCAAAUCAUGCCAUGCUCAAAGAUCAUUUUUUCAAGGAGGGAAGACUGGAGGAAGAACACGCACUGUUCAUUUUACAAGAAACAACGGAGAUGCUGAAGCAGGAGGCAAAUUUGGUGGAUGUAAAGAGCCCUGUAACAAUAUGCGGUGAUAUCCACGGACAAUAUUAUGAUUUAAUGAAGCUUUUCGAAGUCGGAGGCUCACUAAACGACAAUUGUUAUCUAUUUUUGGGAGAUUAUGUCGACAGAGGCUGUUUCGGGAUCGAAUGUCUGUUGUAUCUGUAUGCCCUCAAGCUAACUUAUCCAACCAAAUUUGUACUACUUCGCGGAAAUCACGAAUGUCGCCAUUUAACUGAAUAUUUCACGUUCAAACGCGAAUGCCUUCACAAAUACUCUGAACAAGUAUACGAGGCGUGCAUCGAAUCAUUUUGCGCUCUGCCAGUCGCAGCCCUGGUAGAUCGUAAAUUCUUUUGCGUGCAUGGUGGAAUAUCGCCGGAGCUCAAUACACUCAAUGAUAUUGCUACUAUGGAUCGUUUCAGAGAGCCUGGAUCUCAUGGACUGCUUUGUGAUCUCCUAUGGGCUGAUCCAGUAUCAGGGUUCGGCGAAGAAGAUAAACCCAACAGUCUUGUUCCUAAAGGCACCACGUUCCUUCACAAUGCAACUCGUGGAUGUUCCUACUUCUACACGUAUGCCGCUGCCUGCCAGUUCCUCGACAGGACGCAUCUCUUAGGGAUCAUUCGUGGACACGAAGCACAGGACAAUGGUUACACAAUGUUUCGAAAAACGCCGACCAGGAAGUUCCCUUCGGUCAUCACGAUAUUCUCCGCCCCAAACUAUCUAGAUGUGUAUCACAAUCGAGGCGCGGUGAUUAAGUACGCCAACAAGAACAUUACCAUCAGGCAGUAUAAUGCCAGUCCACAUCCAUAUUGGCUACCGAACUUUAUGGAUGCGUUCACCUGGAGUUUGCCAUUUGUUGGCGCCAAGAUUACGGAGAUGCUUCUCGCCAUCUUGAGUAUCUGUAGUGAAGAAGAGCUCACGGAAGACGGCUCCAGCGAAGAAGAGGAAGCAGAGUCUCAAGCAUUAGCCGAUAUGACACCGGCAGACUAUCAACAACGGCGGCAAAACAUCAAGAACAAGAUCAUGGCUGUCGGCCGGAUGCAAAGAGUAUUUCAGUUGCUUCGAGAGGAAUCAGAAGCAGCAUCAGAACUUGUGGCUACGGAGGAUAUUUCUAGUCAAGCGACUGCAGGUCUGCGUGUAGGACCUGACGCAUUGAACGUACAAGGAACCCAGAUUGGAAGGAACAUCCGUAGCUUUGACGACGCUCGUCGGUCUGAUCUCAUGAACGAGCGCUUACCCGUAUUCGAGCCCGACUCUUCACCUAGCGCAAGCCCGACGACGAUGUUCCCUCCACCUAGUAUGAGGCUCCCUAGUAGAAGGGCGGGUAGUAUGGGUGAAGGCCUGAAUAUGGAGAUGUUGAUCAAGAAGACGUUGGAAGAAGAUGAAGACGAUAGUCCGAUCGUGGAGAGGUUGGCGGAGCGAAUUGCGAGGGGGAGAAGGGUCACUGGGAGGCCUCAGCCGUUGAAAAGGCAUGAAACGACGUGA
Messenger RNA from Lentinula edodes (shiitake mushroom), 1761 nucleotides. RefSeq names its product Metallo-dependent phosphatase-like protein. Gene Ontology annotation, molecular function: calmodulin-dependent protein phosphatase activity; calmodulin binding. Gene Ontology annotation, cellular component: cytoplasm; calcineurin complex. Gene Ontology annotation, biological process: fungal-type cell wall organization; calcineurin-mediated signaling. Bases 1 to 1761 code for a protein of 586 amino acids. The record is from RefSeq and is a predicted model, not a curated record. Lineage: Eukaryota; Fungi; Basidiomycota; Agaricomycetes; Agaricales; Omphalotaceae. The transcript has 10 exons.